This is a messenger RNA of Rhodotorula toruloides NP11, 201 nucleotides long. RefSeq lists its product as uncharacterized. Bases 1 to 201 code for a protein of 66 amino acids. The transcript has 2 exons. Lineage: Eukaryota; Fungi; Basidiomycota; Microbotryomycetes; Sporidiobolales; Sporidiobolaceae. The record is from RefSeq and is a predicted model, not a curated record.
AUGUCUGCGCCGUCCUCCUCUUCUGAGCGUCCACCGGCGUACAAUCGAGAGUACAAGACGGUUCAAAUGCAUGUGCAGGAUGUCAAGGCGAACGAGGAGACGAGAACUGAGGCGGAACCUCCUUCACAUGUCGGCAACCCAGACUACGGCGGCAAGUACGGCCAGCAAGAAGCGGAGCGUCACGAGCUCGUCAAGGAGUAG